UAUGUUUAACAAAAGUGUCAUUGCGUGGUCCAAUACAAAGCUCAAACCAAAAAUCAUGAAAUCUUCUAAAUGUAAAUAAAUGCUUGUUUAAUCUAAAACAAGGAGGAAAAUGCGGGUUUGGUUAACAAAACAGCACUCACAUAACAAAGCAAAAGGUAAAGGCCACUUGCAUCAGAUCCUUGCUGAGGCCAAAUAAACAUAUAUAGAACAUGAUUUGUGCCAGUUGAAAGUUAAAAACAGUAGCUAUCAAGCAAAAGUCGCUGAAAAAUUGAGUGCUAUACGGUAAAAUAUCAAAGCAAGCAGAUCUGUGGAAGUAGUGAGCACAUACCAUGGCCAGGCAACCUCAUGUAAUGGUUAUACCACACGCAGCACAAGGUCAUGUAGCUCCUCUCAUGAAGUUAUCCCUGCAAAUUGCAGCUCAUGGAGUGAAAGUCACAUUUGUUAAUACAGAAUUCAUACAUGAAAAAGUUAUGGCUUCCCUACCUGCGAAAGCUGAGCAGCAGAGCCCUAUAAGCCUAGUUUCAAUUCCAGAUGGGCUGGAACCAGAAGAUGAUCGACAAGAUUUUGUUAAGCUGACAGAAAGCAUGUUGAGAGUUAUGCCAGGUCAUUUGAGAAACUUGAUUGAGAACAUUAACCGGUCCAAUGUUGCCGAGGAAAUCACUUGGGUUCUAGCUGAUAUGGCGGCUGGGUGGGCACUGGAAGUGGCCAAGAAAAUGCGAAUCAAGCGAGCCGCGGUACUUCUUUCUUCUCCAGCAAGCAUGGCUCUGGCGCUAUACGUUCCACAGCUCAUUGAAGCUGGCAUUAUAGAUACUGAUGGAACUCUUAUAAAAGAUGAACCAAUCACACUCUCAGAGGAUAUCCCUGCCUGGAGUAGCUCUGAACUCUCAUGGAGCUGUUGUGACCCAGUUAUGCAGAAACUUCUAUUUGCAUAUGUUUCUACGGCCCUCCGAACUUGCAAAUUUUCCGACCAGAUUCUUUGCAACACAUUUUAUGAGCUAGACUCAUCAGCCAUGAAAUUGAUUCCCAAAAUCAUACCCAUUGGUCCAUUUACAGCAUGUAAUAAUUUUGAAGCAUUUUCUGGAAACUUUUGGCCUGAAGACUCUACUUGCUUAAACUGGCUUGAUAAACAAACUCCAGGCUCUGUCAUUUAUGUUGCAUUGGGUAGCACAACAAUCUUAAGUCCGCAACAAGUAGAUGAGCUAGCACUGGGUCUUGAACUCACUGGCCUUCCAUUUUUAUGGGUAGUCAGAUCCAACCUGACAGACGGAUCAACAGUUAAAUUCCCAGAAGGUUUCAUAAAUAGAGUAGCUGGUCGAGGAAAACUUGUCGAAUGGGCGCCUCAGGAAAAGGUACUAGCUCACCAUUCUAUUGCUUGCUUCCUGAGCCAUUGCGGGUGGAAUUCCACCUUGGAGGGCCUAAGCACAGGGAUACCCUUCCUGUGUUGGCCUUACUUUGCUGAUCAAUUCCAUAAUAGGAGCUACAUUUGUGACGUUUGGAAGAUUGGCUUAGCAUUGGCUAAAGAUGAGAAUGGAGUCAUAACAAGGAAUGAAAUGAGUACAAAGAUCAAGAUAUUGCUCUCUUCGGAUGGAAUAAAAGCAAAUGCAUUACACCUGAAGGAAGUUGCUAGGAAGAGUGUCAGUGAACGUGGGUCUUCUUUCAAAAACUUUAAAAGCUUUAUUGAACAGAUACAGCAUUAGAAAUGUUUACUGGUUACCUUCUUUUCUGAUGGGCUAAUAUUCCAUCCAAGUGAUUUCUGUGGGUAAUAUCAAGACUUGGA
Messenger RNA from Theobroma umbraticum, 1777 nucleotides. RefSeq names its product UDP-glycosyltransferase 83A1-like. Lineage: Eukaryota; Viridiplantae; Streptophyta; Magnoliopsida; Malvales; Malvaceae. Gene Ontology annotation, molecular function: quercetin 7-O-glucosyltransferase activity; quercetin 3-O-glucosyltransferase activity. The record is from RefSeq and is a predicted model, not a curated record.